This is a messenger RNA of Malaya genurostris, 1749 nucleotides long. It is a transcript of the gene Dph1, whose product is annotated as 2-(3-amino-3-carboxypropyl)histidine synthase subunit 1. The record is from RefSeq and is a predicted model, not a curated record. Gene Ontology annotation, biological process: protein histidyl modification to diphthamide. Gene Ontology annotation, molecular function: 2-(3-amino-3-carboxypropyl)histidine synthase activity. Bases 227 to 1591 code for a protein of 454 amino acids. Lineage: Eukaryota; Metazoa; Arthropoda; Insecta; Diptera; Culicidae. The transcript has 4 exons.
AAAAAAGUCAACAGGGCACAAGAACGAGAAAAGUAAAAAGAAGAAAAAGUUGUCGUGCAUGUUUCAUAAGUUGUGUCUCGUUUGUCACGUAAUCCAGUAUCAGUCAGUAACGUAGUUAUUGCUUAACUACUUGGUAUUCAAAAAAUUGUAUAUGGUUCAAACAAUCAGUGGAAUCUCUUGGAAUUAAUUUAGUGUCUACGUUGUACUGGAAGGUCUCGAAUCGGCUAUGGCUGCUGUGGAAGUACAGCAUCCUGUUGAUGUUUCUUCGGAUGUAAUAGUCGUUAAAGCAAAACCCAUUCGGAAAGUAUUCAAAGGAGCGAGUAGAGUAAUUAAUAAAAUUCCCCUAUCACUGAUUAACGAUCCAGAACUGAAUGCUGCAAUCAGUGUGUUACCAACAAAUUACAAUUUUGAAAUUCAUAAGACGAUUUGGCGUAUCCGAGAAAUGAAAGCAAAACGCGUCGCACUACAAAUGCCCGAAGGUCUUUUAAUGUUCUCGUUGGUAAUAUGUGAUAUUAUCGAGCGGUUCACUGAGUCGGAUACUAUCAUAAUGGGAGAUGUUACAUAUGGAGCAUGCUGUGUUGAUGAUUUUACAGCUAAAGCCUUGGGAGCAGAUUUGUUAGUGCAUUAUGGACAUAGUUGUCUUAUUCCAGUGGACCAAACGGCCGAUAUUAAAGUGCUGUAUAUAUUUGUAGAUAUUAAAAUAGACGCACUACAUUUUAUUGAAAGUGUAAAAGUUAAUUUUACAAAUGAUCGUAAAUUAGCACUAGUUAGUACGAUUCAGUUUGUCGCUACACUACACUCAGUUGCUAAAGAACUUCGUGGUGCAAAUUAUGAUGUAAUGAUUCCUCAAUCUAAACCACUUAGCCCCGGUGAAGUACUUGGUUGUACAGCACCUCAUCUCACGGAUGAACGUGUGUUAAUUUAUCUAGGCGAUGGACGAUUUCAUUUAGAAGCAGCCAUGAUUGCGAAUCCAGUCGUCGAAGCGUAUAAAUAUGAUCCUUAUGAAAAAAAAAUUACACGAGAAUAUUACGAUCAUCAUGAGAUGCAAAAAAAUAGGAAAAAAGCUAUAGAUGCUAGUAAAAAUGCAAAGAAGUUUGGUCUUAUUCUGGGGACAUUAGGAAGACAGGGUUCAACCAAGGUGAUGGAGCAUUUACAAAAACGACUAAAGUUCCAUAAUAAACAAGCGGUUUUUAUUCUGUUGUCGGAAAUAUUUCCAAGCAAGCUGGAAUUGUUGAAGGAUAUCGAUGCUUUUGUUCAGGUUGCUUGUCCGCGACUGUCCAUAGAUUGGGGCACCGCUUUUCCGAAGCCACUCCUGACUCCGUACGAACUCGCGGUUGUACUUGGAGACACAAAAUGGAAAUUCGAAGAUGAUCAAGACCUCAUUCAGAGUGGACAAUCUUCAUCCGAUGACGUUCAAAUAUCACGUGGCAGUCCCAAUGUCUAUCCAAUGGACUUCUAUGCUAAUAAAAGCUUGGGCGAGUGGACUCCAAAUCAUAAGCCUUUGGAUAUCUGCGAAAAUUCUCUGGAUGGUGGAUGUUGUGGGAGAUGUACAGAGGAGAAGAAUAAAACAAAGAUUCUUGAACUACCCUAAAAAUUCUGUGUUCAUUUCUUUCAGAAAAUGAUAUGCCACAUUUAAAACCUAGUACAGCAGUAGACGAUUUACCGGCAAGAUUACCAUACGCUUAUUCGAAAAUAUAAAGUCUAGCAGGUGGUUGAAAUUGAAAGAAUAUUCCAGGCAGUAGAAUAAUC